AUGAAUAACUUGAUGACUAUACCACUUUUUAGCACUCCAAUCAAUACUUGGAAUACAGAUUAUCGAACUAUUACUUAUGGUAAUUAUGGUUAUGGAGUUUAUUCACAAGAUGUUGAAUUAUAUCGUAAUCCAUAUACAGAACGUCUGAAUGUUGAACGUGAAGUUGAUUUUAUUCCAAUAGGUACUUCCAAUGAUCUCGGGUAUAAUUCUAAUCGUAAUUAUGGUUUUGAAGCUUCAAGAAAUGUACUAUUUAGCGACAAGGUGGCAAUUUAUGAAGAUGAUCAACUGUUAAUCGAUGAUACACCACUUGGUAUUUCACCAGUACCAACUGCAGGAAUCAUGGCUGCCGCUGUCGUAUUUAACCAAGAAAUCUUAGCUAGCAUAGGUCUUUUCAAGGAAUGGUCACACGAAGUAUUCAACAAUCUGAAGAACAUUGAUGAGAGUCGACAUGCAUCGCUCGAUGAUAUUGCUGAAGAAAUGGGUAAUUGUUUACGAGAGGCCAAUUUGAACAGCCACAUCGGUAUUUGUCGCAUUCACAAUCAUUUCAAAGUCAAUCCAAAUGAAGUUGUUCAGAUGUCUUUGGGAUCAUCUAUCGAUGAUUAUAUGGCAAAGGUAGAAAGCAAUGCUACUGUCGCUCAUAUUAAGCCUGUUGAAGUGAAAAGAAAAUUGGAAUUUAUUCCAAUUCCAUACAUGUGGGGAUUUGACAAGGCCAGUCGUCAGUUUUUUCCUAUGGAGUUCUUCGACGGAUCAAAUGUCAUCAUGCAAAGUCGAUUUAUUGAAACGGUGAUUGAAAAACGCCUUGAAUUGAUUGAUUUUCUACAUCGUUUCAUUGAUCGAGUGAGUGCAACUGGUACAGAAGAUGAUUUGGGCUUCUACCUACGCUAUGACAAUUUAAUAAACAAACAAAUUGACGAAGGCUUAGUUGAAGACACUGACGUGAACCGUCGUAAACAGUGGAUUCUGCCAAAAACUAAGAAAACCAUGCAAGAGACUUUGGAAGAAAUAAAGAAAAUCGAUCAACAUGCAUUCAUUGCACGUACACAUUGGUACUUCGAAGGUGAUUCAGAGACAAAGACUGUAGAUUGUUGCCAUUGUACUCAUUGCUGUCGUCACUGA
This is a messenger RNA of Adineta steineri, 1116 nucleotides long. Lineage: Eukaryota; Metazoa; Rotifera; Eurotatoria; Adinetida; Adinetidae. The record is from the annotation of a GenBank genome assembly.